Molecule: messenger RNA, 759 nt
Organism: Penicillium lagena
Lineage: Eukaryota; Fungi; Ascomycota; Eurotiomycetes; Eurotiales; Aspergillaceae
Product: Mrp/NBP35 family ATP-binding protein
Exons: 2
Coding region: 1-759 (252 amino acids)
Biological process (GO): iron-sulfur cluster assembly
Cellular component (GO): cytosol
Molecular function (GO): ATP-dependent FeS chaperone activity; iron-sulfur cluster binding; ATP binding
Source: RefSeq, a predicted model, not a curated record
AUGCCUUUGGACGGAGUCAAAAACGUCGUGCUGGUUCUCUCCGGCAAAGGAGGCGUCGGCAAAUCCUCUGUCACCCUCCAGCUCGCGCUGGCACUCUCCCUCCAAGGCAAAUCCGUGGGCAUCCUCGACAUCGACCUGACCGGACCCUCGAUCCCGCGCCUCGUCGGCCUCGAAGAUGCUAAGAUCACCCAAGCCCCAGGCGGGUGGUUACCCGUCGAUGUGCACCCCUCCUCAACCUCAACAGACACUUCACAAUCACAAUCACAAGCACAAUCGCCGCGUGGCUCCCUCCGCUGCAUGUCCCUAGGCUUCCUCCUCCGUGACCGCGGCGACGCAGUCAUCUGGCGCGGCCCCAAAAAGACCGCCAUGAUCCGGCAAUUCCUCUCGGACGUCUAUUGGGGUCCCACUGAUUACCUGCUGAUUGACACGCCACCGGGAACAAGCGACGAGCACAUCGCGCUCGCAGAGCAGCUCCUCACCCUCUCCACCGCCGACGCGGCCACUGCGUCCCAGAAUCAUAUUCCCCGCCUCGCGGGCGCGGUGCUGGUCACCACGCCGCAGGCGGUUGCGACAUCGGACGUCCGCAAGGAGGCUAAUUUCUGCGUGAAGACUAGCAUCCCCGUGUUGGGGGUUAUUGAGAAUAUGUCGGGAUAUGCGUGUCCGUGCUGUGGAGAAGUGAGUAAUUUGUUCUCGAGUGGUGGGGGGCGAGGUUAUGGCCAGGGAAUUGGGGAUUCCAUUUCUGGGGAGAGUCCCUGUUGA